Phyllotreta striolata is the source of this 993-nucleotide messenger RNA. The record is from the annotation of a GenBank genome assembly. NCBI's taxonomy places the organism in Eukaryota, Metazoa, Arthropoda, Insecta, Coleoptera, Chrysomelidae.
AUGAGCUGUCUGGGCGACUGUCUGGAUUUAGGCCCUCCGCCAGAUUCCAUUCUUUUCCUACCUCCUCCUCCGAUUCCUUCCUUCCUCCAGCAGUCUCUGCCGGAUCUUCUGCUGAACACCACGCCGUGUUCCGCCGCGCAAAUAUGCGAGUCCACGUCGGCGCCCAAUAGGAUACCAGAAAGCGGCGAUUACAUCGAAUUGCCAAGAAAAGACGUAGAAGCUUGGUCGGGAAUCGGCGAUACUUGGCUGCUUGUACUAGUAGCCUCUUCCAUAGGGGUGCUGAUACUGGGAGCUCUGUUGGCCAUGUUCCUCCUAAAAUGUAGAGAAAUGAACAUGUUCGGUGGCAACGAUUGCUCCUCGCACCGCCAAAUGAAGAACCACCCGGAGCCGAGAGAGUGCGCAGGAGUGCCCACUUUGAACGGCACCAAGAUGGUGCACGCCUCCGAUACCGUCCUGUACCACGGCGGUAGCCUGCAGGACAACAGAAUGGUGUGGGCCACGCUGACGCCGAGAGGCACCCAACAUUUCAUAUCCGAGAACUUUCCUCCGGACUUGAUAGACUACGGCGAUGGAGAGGAUCACUAUGAGAGUAUCGAAAACGUUGAAGCGGUACCGCCGGUGCCGCCGUAUCCCAAAGGAACCUCUUUUUCAGCGUUAGAAAAAUCGAGUUUUGACAAUUCUGGGUUCCUAGAUUACGAGUACGAGGACCCAACGCCGCUGAUCGAAAGUUACCAAUUAAGCAACAUCGAACCGGAAUCGUCGCACUACCAAAUGAUCGGUAACGGUAACACCGACAUGCGUUGCUCGAAUCUCAAUUCGUUGAGGCGACACGCGCCCGUCGUCGCCCGACCGCGUGUCUCCUCGCCGACGAGAAUAGAGCACCCGAAUUUGCCGCCGUUGAAUCUCUACCCGCACAAGGGCACGCUCAAAAAGAACGGCACUUUGAGCUACAGAGCGGUGGAGAGCAACGCUCUGCCGAAGUACGGCUUGUAA